Molecule: messenger RNA, 2182 nt
Organism: Apis dorsata (giant honeybee)
Lineage: Eukaryota; Metazoa; Arthropoda; Insecta; Hymenoptera; Apidae
Exons: 5
Coding region: 532-1953 (473 amino acids)
Source: RefSeq, a predicted model, not a curated record
CGUUUAUCAUUUACUAGUAUGCCAUAUAAAACAAAUAUGGCUUGUCACGUUCCUUUAACCGCGCGAUUCGUUCAUCAUGAAUUCGCUGUCGUUUCUGCGUACAACGUUCGUUCCAAUAUACUGACCGGUUCGACACGCCGAUGCGCAUCGAGGAUAUACGAAUCAACGAUUUACUUUAAUUAAUUUCGAUCGAUCUAGUGAGACGAACGGUUCGCUUAUCGUUCAAUGGCCUUCGCGUCUUUCCUCAUUUUGCUUUGUGUUACGUUUGUUGUGAUUGACAUUGCGAUGUGAGUGGAAAGAGUUGAAGAGAAUGAUAGCAUUAUCAGUGGUGAAUUACAGUAUCUCUUAAAGAUUUAUUUGUCAAAUAAGUCUUGUAGUAUGUGUGUAUAUGUGAUUCUUCUCUACGACAUUUUUUUCACGUCUAACGGAAAGACUCCAUAUUGAAAAAUUUGAAAUCCUCCUGAUUCCAUAUAAACUUCACUUCAAUUUCUACAAAUUGGAUGGUUUUCUGUGAUAUCUGGGAACAAUACAAUGGGCAGUGCAAGGGUGUACAGAAGAGUGGAUUCCUUGGUACGAGCAGGGGUACCAGCGUUUCUUUUAGCCGCACCUUUAAGGGCAUACAUCUUGACCCACUCGAAAAUGGAAAAUGGCAAUCUACGAGCUCAUUAUACAAAGACCACGAUCAGAGCUGGAGAGAUUCUACGAUUAAUAGCGGUUUUCCAAGACACGCGAAAGUGUAGUACGGUUUCCUUCGGAAUUUCUGGCAGCUCUUCCGAAAAGGAUCAGUACGCACAAUGUUUGGAUCCACAUGGUCGUGAGGUAUUCGCUUCUUUGUCGGCAAGAGGGGAAUUCUAUGCUAUUUGCCAGAAUGGAAGUAUCGAUACCGGAAGCGAUGCAGUACUGUACAAAGUACAUCAUCUUGCUAAAAGACCGUUGCCUCUCAGGGUUCGCUUAAUAGCCGGUCCAUUACCUGUACCAUUGCCAAGGGAAUAUGGCGGCUUAAUGCAACUGGAAAGUUCAACUCGAGGUCCAAUUGUUUUAGGAUGCAUUGUACCGGAAAGACCUGUUCACAAUCCUGAAAUGCUUGAGUUGGUUGUGACCGGAAAUGGUGCACCAAGAGUGAGAAGAGCACGAUUAGGUUAUCCAUCAGAAGCUAGACUUCUGGCAUCACCGAAAAUGCAACGAUUAUUAUCUGCCUGCAGCCGGGCUGUCGGAGAUCGUGCAACGGAACCAAGAGUGGCACCUUUGAAACUGCAUCCAGUCGGUGAAAAUCUUAAGGAGAUGCAUUUAAAAAAAAUCAAACCGAAACCGGAAACGAAGCCAAUAUUGCAAAGUUUGAAAGAUGGAUUGGAACAAUUGAAGAAAAGCACCGUUCGAGAAAAGAGUCAAACCAGACAGAAUUGUCGAAACGGAUUUCUAGAUCGAAUUUCGAAAUUCGCUCAAGGCAAUCGUAGCAGGAACCCAGCGAAAAAAUCAGCUUCGUUCACGUUUGCAGUGAAACCGGAAAUUGCAAUGAGAUGUCAAGAGCGUUACUCCAGUUUAGAGCCAGAAACUACCUCUCAUCCGAAUCAUUCGAAUUCUUCUAAACAACCUGUACAAAGAUCGGCAUCCACCAGUGUUCUAGAAAUGCCAGCUAAUGUUGAAUUACAACCCAAUUAUUCUCGUGUUAGAGAUAGUCUUACACCAGUGCCAUCCCUUCCCAAGUUAACUAGGACUAAAGCUGAUGACAUUUAUGCGGAGAUUUGUGAGAACGCGGCUGCACAAGUCCAAAAAUGUCCCGGAAGUCAUGUUAUGGCUAGGAUCAAAAUCGUUGUAAAAGGUCGUGAUUCGACUACAGCUUUGCCAAGCAAAAUUAGUGACAAUAAUAGAUAUGCAAACUCGAUGGUAACGACUGAUCAAAUUGAUUCGAUUAUCAGCACGGAAGAUGAAGUUAUUUACAAUACGAUAUUUUGAAAAUGGAAAAUUAUUAUUAUUAUAAGUUAACCGGCUGUGUUUGAUGAUCGAGAACUCGUUGAUCGUUUUUUAUCAACGUAGAAUUAGAAAUUGAAUCUGUAUUAUAUUAUAUAAAAAGCACUAUGAAAUAAUAUGUAAUAUUUUAAAAGUUGUAAUAGUUGCAUGUACAUAUCUUUGCCAUAUAUACUAACAAUAAUAAUGAAAAUGAAUAAAGUUCUAAAAAUGAAAA